Molecule: messenger RNA, 855 nt
Organism: Giardia duodenalis
Lineage: Eukaryota; Fornicata; Diplomonadida; Hexamitidae
Product: SHIPPO repeat domain-containing protein
Exons: 1
Coding region: 1-855 (284 amino acids)
Source: RefSeq, a predicted model, not a curated record
AUGAGCUGCUAUGAGUAUGUUUCUGAGGGCCCAGGACCAGGAGCGUAUAACAUACCGAGCAGCUUCACUUCUGCACGCUCAUCUUCUAGGUCCCAAUCGGCUGGAGCUCGCAGUAAGCGAGUUUCGGAGUCAUCAGCAACCAUCUCUGCAGUGGCUCAGAACAUGUCUCGUCUCCAUAAGCGCGUGCCCACUAAGUUAAGCGCUUCUAACUAUCAAACCGACGUAACCCCAGGGCCUGGAGCUUACAACUCGACAGGUCUGGAGCUUAAGAGUCACGGCCCCUCAUUCUCUAUAGGCCCCUCUCGUUCUCUCUCUCAGUCAGGAAUGAGGCAAACUAGUAGGUCGAAUUCUAGAUCUGCGUCCCGCUCGACCGCACUCUCUGCAGUUUCCUAUUCCUUGCUUGGAACACGUGCGACCAACCGGAGUGGCAUAGCGCAAGAUACAGCGACAGCUGGUGAAGUGCCUGGACCUGGGAUGUACGACGUAAACAUCUCAUAUGUCACGAGUAGCUCUCCUUCUUACUCCUUUGGAAUCCGCUCCAAGACUCCGAAGCAAGGCCCCGUCACCCCUGGCCCUGGUGCAUACAAUCCGCGACCUCAGAGUUCGGGCCCAUCUUUUUCGCUGAGUGGGAGAAGUCCAGUGCGUAAACCCCGUACAGAGUCUCCCGGCCCCGGGGCAUAUAAUCCUCAGCUGAAGAACACUGGUCCUUCCUUCUCCAUGGGUGGAACGAGGAGCCCUGUACGAAUACCGCAAGCAGAUAUCCCCGGCCCUGGAGCCUAUGACUACAAGUUGCGCAACAACGGUCCCGCAUUUACGAUGAGGAGCCGCAGCCCCGUCAAGCAGUACGUUGUCUAG